AUUAUUAUUAGGUUCUACGCACCGUUAAAAAAUCUUUUCUAGGUCUGUAAACAUCCUGUAGACUCGACAUUAUCUAGGUACAUAUUUAAUUUUCCAAGAGAUUGUAAUUCACACAAUUAAUUCGAUAUUUCAAAUUCCAAAAGAAAAUUUUAAAAUAUAAACAAACGUAAGUCUGGCUAUUUUCUUUGAAUUUGGAUGACGAACUAUAUAUUACUUCAAAUAAGUAGAUGUUUAUACAAUAAAAUUGGACAAUCAACACUAUCAGCUUUCCAAUUACGUUUGGGUUCACUUUAAAUAUAACCUUUUAAAUUUGAUGAAUAAUAUUUCAUCGAAAAACACAGUAUUUAUGUAUGUACGUAUUGAGCUAAAUGUUCACUGUUCAGGUCUUUUCUAUAAAAAUGACAACGAAAAAACAUCUGCUGCUGUUACUAAUGUCUGUAUUGCCGGUGGUGACCCCCAAAAGGGAUGUGUAUUGUGAGACAGAAGUACACUACACCUAUUACCCUACAUCAGAUAUAAUUUGCAGAAAUAUCAACAUCCAGCGGAAUGAAGCAAUUGAUUUGAAAGAUCAUUCUCAAAGGACAAUUGUUGACAAAAUUCAGUUAAUCUCAGUUACCGCUGACGUUCAAAGCAGCACGCUGCAAAAUUUUCCUGCUGCUCAGCAACUGCUAAUAUUUGAUAGCACUAUAAAAAGUUUUUCACUUCAAUCGAAUAUUACCACUUUGAACGUUUCCAAUUCCAUCUUUCCAAAAAUCACCAGUGAUUCGUUGAAGGGGAAAGAUCUAUUGUCUGUCACUUUUAUGUCCAACUACGAUCUAGAAUUUGAGAAAGGCGCCUUUAAACAGUUGCAGGCUCUAAGAGAAUUGAUAAUUGUUAAUCAAACUAUACCUAGAAUACAAAGACAUCUGUUCACGGGAUUAGUAAACCUAAGAUAUUUGUGUCUAAUUGCAAGUAACAUCCAAGAAAUAGAUGAGGACGCUUUUCUAGACCUUUCUAGGCUGGAUCGGUUAUAUUUAGACGCCAAUCCCAUAAAAACGUUUAGUACAAAUUUAUGUGCGUUGACACAUCUUGAUCGGCUGUCAUUAAGCAACACAAAUUUGAAGAAAUUAAAUUUUGACGUUCUGGGGCCUGUAAAGUCGUUGUCAUCAGUUGGUUUACCAAGGCAAUUAUUGAAAACUAUCAAUGUUACCGAUCUGGUGACUAAGAUACCCGAUUUGCGAGUGGUUGGUAUAGAUUUUAUGGAACUACAAUGUCCAGAUGUUAUAUCUUUUAUGGAUGAACUGAAGAAAAAAGAAGUAAGAGUGAUGCCAAUUAAAAUAGAGGACAUAUGGUACCAUCAUAGGGACAUUGAUAAGCCAUCAAUGUGCUAAUUGCAAGCUGUAUUUAUAGUUUUGCAAUUUUGGUACAGACAUUUUGUUUGAUAAUCACUUAAAAACUUAGUUUUAACAUGUUAAGACAGGUCAAGCCAGGAAGUCUAGUAAAUUAAACAUGCAAAACAAUAUCACUCAUAGUCCAGUCACUCAAGGUUUUUACCUAAGAAUUCUUUAUAACUGAACCGAUUGACGUGAAAUUUUGACUAAAUGUGGGGAAUGCCUCAAGGUACAAAAAUUAU
Messenger RNA from Anoplophora glabripennis (Asian longhorned beetle), 1612 nucleotides. Its product is annotated as P-granule-associated novel protein 1-like. Bases 369 to 1370 code for a protein of 333 amino acids. The transcript is spliced from 2 exons. The record is from RefSeq and is a predicted model, not a curated record. NCBI's taxonomy places the organism in Eukaryota, Metazoa, Arthropoda, Insecta, Coleoptera, Cerambycidae. Gene Ontology annotation, molecular function: protein binding.